This is a messenger RNA of Eleginops maclovinus (Patagonian blennie), 6937 nucleotides long. RefSeq lists its product as uncharacterized. The coding region runs from base 756 to 6614 and encodes 1952 amino acids. The record is from RefSeq and is a predicted model, not a curated record. Gene Ontology annotation, biological process: DNA integration; proteolysis. Gene Ontology annotation, molecular function: aspartic-type endopeptidase activity; nucleic acid binding; zinc ion binding. The transcript has 2 exons. Lineage: Eukaryota; Metazoa; Chordata; Actinopteri; Perciformes; Eleginopidae.
GAAGGUGUCCAUGAAGUCUGGUGGAACAAAGAAUAAAAAAAGGUCUCAGCCACAAUCCGAACUCCUGUGUCCGGUGUCUCCUUCCCUCCGCUCGCUCCUCGACAAAUAAACAACAAUUAAUAAACACAACGCAGAGUCCAGGGGAGGUGAAGAGGGUCUGGCAGCGGACGCGCCAGAGGCAGCGGGUUACAUCUUUGGUGCCGUGACCCGGAUUGUGACGCUCCGAGACCAAAGACUGAGAGCAACUGAAACGGACAGCGCCCUACAUCCCAAACAACGCUGGAUGCCCGGGCUGCAUCUUCAUCAGUGAGCGGACGGUGUGCCCAGUUUCAGCUCUUCCUGAUAAACUGUGUGAAGAAUACGGCUGGGCAUAAGGGACAGUUGCUUACUGUUGCAUGCCUGCUUCUGGAGAGUGCAGUGGAAGAACGUCCACCUUCACCAGCGUAUCCUUCCAAACAUUGAGUGGGACAUUAAAGUGUGUGAUUUUUGUGUAAAAAAAAAAAAAAAAAAAAAAAAAAAAAAUGCUUUGAAAGAAAUUUCAUUUAGUAACAAUAUUAUGAAGUGGUAGUGCUAGUGGUUAAUUGCUAUUCUUGACAUUUUAGAAGUUUGUGUACAAGGUUGUGUUAAAAUUUGAUAAUAGUGUUGCACAUACUUCAUGACACGUUAUCAUACAAGACAUAAUAAUCUCACGUACAACAUUUACAUUCUGAGGUAGCCUUGCAGUAUACAGAUUCAGCCCCAGCUAGUGAGACAAAAUGUGGAGUGACUAUGCAGAUUCCCCAUUAAGGCUGGAGGCAACCUCUGCUGUGGCCUCAGACAUUAAAUCCUCCCAUGGUCCUGCAACAAGCCCCCACCAUGGAACCCAAAUCCACCCUUUGAGUGAUGGGGCCAUGGCGGACCCUGGCAUGGUGAGCCCACAGCACCACGUAAGAGACCCUCACACCCACGGGCACCCGCCAAGGCCUGAAGUAAGCACACAGCUGACCCCACUACCCCCAGUGCUGUCCCCUUACUGGAUUAAUCCUGCCAAAGCACCCACCUGGCGAGGCUUUGAACCUACAAUGCAGGCUCCCUUGCCCAGGUUUGACGUCACACCAGCUGCAGGACUAAGACAUCAGACCAAUCGGUCAGAUUACAAUUUGCCAAGUGUCAUGUCUUCAGUGGAUGCUCCUGUGCCCCAGCCAGCAGUGCAGACGGUUACUGGCCCUGCUAACCCACCUCUAGCUGAUCCCUAUGGGUCCCAAGCCUCCUUACCUCUUCACAGCCCCCCACAUCCCACCCAACCAGAAAUGCAAAUGGUGCCACAGCCCUCCGUGAAACACCCAGCUGCCGUUCAGCACCUCACCCAGCCCUUUAAACCUGGUUCUCAAGGUUACACUGGCUAUGCACACUCUACUCCUGCCCCCCAGGUGCAUACAGCACCAGGCCCUGUGCACUACCCUCAAGAUCCUGUAUCCCCCAUUCCGGCGCCUGCCACCGGUGCAUGGGAUCCAAACACAACAAUGCCCAGCCCUCUGAAUAUGGUAAAUGCAGCUUCUAGCCACACAGCUCCUCUUCAGGCCCCCGCCUCAGUGCAACUACAGACACCGACAGUCAACCCGCAUGCCAUCAUGUAUCCUGGCGCUUUCUCACAUGCCAUGCCCCAGCCUCAACCCACGAACCCACUCAUGCACUCAUACCCGUCUGGCCCACCUCCAAGGACUCCUGCCAUAACCACAGCUAACCCUGGCGUCUCACAGAUGACCUAUGGCGGGUUCAUGCAGACUCAUCAGGUAAAGAAUGUCCAAGUAUUCACAGGUAACGCGGAUAGCAAGAUACUUGUCGAUGAUUGGACACGUGAUAUGCAGUAUCUUCUGGAGGCAAUAGAGUUGCCCACACAUCUCCGCUUCUCUACUGUGGUGCGACACUUGAGUGGUGAGGCCAGGAAACUGGUCCUGAACCUUCCCCCCCAUGAACAGACCCCAGAGAAGACAUUCGAGGAAUUAAGAGCAGAGUAUGGUGACACGCAGGGCUCCUUGGAUCCACUGGCCGACUUCUAUGAGUGCAGCCAGCGGCCAGGGGAGUCUGCCUGCUCUUAUGCUAUUGUGCUGGAGUCUACAUUGCGGGCUGUGGAGGAGAACCAAAGAGGAGGCAGGCCCUUUCCUGAUCGUGAUAGUAAACUCACCCGGCAGUUUCUGAGAGGGCUUAAUGAUGAAGAGGUAUAUGCAAGGAUUGUACCAAUGAAACCCAGGCUCUUCAGCUUCAGAGAGCUGCAGGUUGAACUGCGAAAUCUAGCAAGAGAAACUAAAAAGUUCCAGUCACAACACAAAUCAAAGAAAACAUAUGCACAAGUGCAUGUUGCAUCUGAGAGUAGUGCACUCGUGAAGACGGAGAGAACAAAACAUGCCUCAGAGUUAUCAGAGCUGACGGAGAUGGUCCGAAAGUUAACCCUGAGUCAACAGGAACACAUGGCUAAGUUGUCUCACCUUGAAGCAAGAAUCACUGCUCCAGUCCCCAUCCCUCCCCCAAGACCCCAGCCACCUCCAGUGAAUCCCAUCCCCAGUGCAAGUGUCACAUGCUACCGGUGUGGGAAGCAGGGACAUAUAGCCCGUGUCUGCAGAGAAGUCUUUCCCAAUCCCAACCCAGCAUGGGCUCAACAACCUCAACCAGUGAGCCCUGCAGAGGUGAACACGCCUGGGUCAUCUCGGCCUUUAAAACGCCUAGAGCCCAUGGUAGCCGGGGAAACCAUGGGCGGGCAGCAAGGUCCCCUAUUGCAGAAAGAAGAGACCAGUGAUGGAGUAAAGGGCCCUCCCUUGGUGGGUCCCAGGAACGAGGGAGAGGUGGAAGUCAAUGGAAUAAAGUGCAGGGCCCUCAUCGACUCUGGCUCCCAAGUAACAACUGUUACUGACACAUACUGGCGUAACCACCCCAUCCUUCGAGAGCAAAAGCUGCAGUCCUCUAAAGUACCCAUAGAAGGCGCUGGAGGCCAGAAAGUGCUUCAUCGAGGUGUCCUGUGCAUCGAAUUGAAGGUAAUGGGAAAAGAGUACAAGACUGUACCAGCUUUUGUCGUUCCAGAUUCUGAAUAUCGCUCCACAGUCCCUCUGCUUGUAGGGACCAAUGUCACUCGUGCUGUCAAAAGCCAUCUCCAAGCAACCUAUGGCCAGCAGUUUCUCCACCAAGUCAAAGAAAGCCAUCCAGAGUGGUACACAGCUCUACUGGAGGUUGGAGACACCAAACAGAGUGAAGGCGAUGACACAGUGGGCCCUGUUGUGUACACCGGCCGGAAGAUCUGCAUUCCUGGAGGGAAAGAGAUGGACUUAAUGUGCAAGAUUAAAGCAGGCCCACAGAGGAAGACUUACACAGCCCUGAUUGAAGGCCACCCAUCCCUGCAGCUCCCUCAAGAUCUUUUGGUUGCAAAAGUGCUUGCUGAUGUGAAAAGAGGCUGUGCCCCAGUCAGAGUAAUGAACCUGUCCCAGCGUGCUAUUAUAAUCAAACCGCAUACACAACUAGCCAAUGCUUUCCUGGUGGACAAUGUUGUGGAGUUUCCUGAUAAAAAGCAGGGGGACGGGGAAAGUGAAGGGGACAAUGGAGCCUGUCUGAGCUUCGAUCAGGUGGUGGCGGGCUGUGCGGUGGAUCUUAGUGAAGCGGCGGUGGAGAACGAACACCAGCGCUCCCUCCUUAGGGAGCUGGUGGAGAAGAAUGCAGGUGUGUUCUCACAGAAUCCCACAGACUAUGGCCACACAAAGACUGUGCAGCAUGAAAUCCCUCUGGUUGACUCUAAGCCCUUUCGGCUUCCAUAUCGCAAGAUCCCCCCCUCCCAGUGGCAGGAUGUCAGACGAUUGUUGAGUGAGAUGGUGGAUGCAGGAGUCAUCCGGCCUAGUAAGAGCCCAUAUGCAUCACCCGUAGUGAUCGUAACUAAGAAAGAUGGGUCACUGAGGCUGUGCAUCGAUUAUAGGAAGCUCAACUCCUGCGGCACAAGAGACGCUUUCCCUCUGCCACGGAUAGAGGAGGCCCUGGAGGCUCUGGGUCAAGCAAAGUACUUCUCCACUCUCGACCUCACAUCUGGUUAUUGGCAGGUGGAAGUAGCGGAGCAGGACAGGCACAAGACGGCGUUCAGUACUCCCAUGGGGCUGUUUGAGGCUAACAGAAUGCCGUUUGGGCUACAGAACGCUCCGUCCACCUUCCAGAGACUCAUGACCUGCUGCUUUGGUGAUCUCAACUUCACUCAUCUCCUGAUUUAUCUCGAUGACCUCAUUAUAUUCUCCAAAACCUUUGAUGAGCAUCUGGAGAGAUUGCAGCUGGUGUUUGAUCGGCUUCGAGAGCAUGGCUUGAAGUUAAAGCCCUCCAAGUGCUGGCUGGUGAGGGAAGAGGUGCAGUAUUUGGGUCACUUGGUGUCUGCAGAGGGCGUCAGGACAGACCCGGAGAAGAUCAGCAGGGUCAAGGAGUGGGCGCGGCCUACCAACCGGAGAGAAGUGUUGCAGUUUUUGGGAUUUGCUGGAUACUACAGACGGUAUGUGCAGGGCUACUCCGCCUUAGCUGCUCCCUUGUACCGUCUCACCUCUGGUGACCCCAGGAAGAAAAAGAGAGGUGGAAAGAGAAGUGUGGAUCCUGACCCACCCUUCCUGUGGACUAAUGAGUGUGAGGAGGCAUUUCAGUCCCUAAAAAGAAAGCUGAUGACUGCUCCCGUACUGGGCUACCCAGACUACAGCCUGCCGUUUCUCCUUCAGACUGACGCCUCUGGGGGUGGGCUUGGCGCUGUUUUGGCACAGGUGCAGGAUGGAGCUGAGAGGGUCAUAGCCUACGCCAGCAGAGGUUUGAGCCCGGCAGAGACGAGGUAUCCUGCACACAAACUCGAGUUCCUCGCUCUAAAGUGGGCGGUGACAGAUAAGUUCUAUGACCAUCUCUACGGACGCAAGUUCUCUGUUCAGACAGACAACAACCCCCUUAAGUAUGUGAUGACCUCAGCGAAGCUGGAUGCUACGGGCCAGCGGUGGGUGUCGCGGCUGUCUGCAUUCGACUUCGACAUCCAAUACAGACGGGGGCAGAGUAACUCAAAUGCCGAUGCUCUCUCUCGUUUGUCCACUCAGGAAGUAACCCAGGUCCUACAAACUUGCCCCCAGCGGGUGACCAGCGAGCAGUGGGAGACACAAACCAUGCCAGAACCAGAAAGCCCUCCAGGUGAGGGUGCUGCUGCCUCCACAGAGCCUGUACCCAGCCAACUCCCAGAAGCAAGUGAGCCCUAUGGGGACGUGGGGACAGAGUCACUCCCUGCCAUGACAAGGCAGGAGAUCCGCACAGCGCAGAAGGGAGACCCUGUGAUUGGCCCAGUCUUGCACUUCAGGAGCCGGAACCAAAAACCAUGCCGCAGCGAGAGGGUCGGAGGGGGUGAGCAAGUGUGCCUUCUCUUAAAGGAGUGGAGGAGGCUAACGGUAAAGGAUGGAAUCAUGUACCGCUGCAUUCAAGACUGUCAGAGAGGGGCAGUGGAGCAGCUUCUGCUCCCAGAGAAUCUCCGCACAGCAGUCAAGACUGCUCUUCAUGAUGACUCAGGGCACUUGGGAUUUGAGAGGACAUUGCAGAUGAUAAGAGAAAGAUUUUACUGGCCAAGAAUGUUCCAGGAAAUCAAGGCGUGGUGUGAACAGUGUGAGAGAUGCUGUCUCAGAAAGACUCCUACUGCAAAUCUCAGAGCUCCCCUGGUCAGCAUCCACAGUAGCACACCGAUGGAGCUUGUUUGUGUGGACUUUUUGACCCUGGAGAAAUCCAAAGGUGGUAUUGAAAAUGUGCUAAUUGUGACAGACCACUUCUCCCGCUAUGCACAAGCCUACCCCACCAAAGAUCAAAAAGCACGCACAGUUGCUAAGGUGCUAUGGAGAAACUAUUUCUGCAGGUUUGGCUUCCCAGCAAAAUUGCAUGCAGACCAAGGGCGCAAUUUUGAAAGUGCUGUUGUGAAAGAGCUGUGCAAGUGUACUGGCAUCACUAAGACACACACCACACCAUACCACCCCCAGGGUAACGGGACCACGGAAAGGUUCAAUAGGACCCUGUUAAACAUGCUGGGGACGUUAGAGCCUCACUUGAAGCCCCGCUGGCAUGAGCAUUUGGAUGCUAUGACACAUGCAUACAACUGCACACGGCAUGACUCGACUGGGUUUACACCACAUUACCUGAUGUUCGGUAGACAUCCCAGACUCCCAGUUGACCUGAUUUUUGGGCUCCCCACCAAGAAUGAGCCAGUUGAGCAGGGCGGAGGAGCAGUGGGAGAGGAGGCUUUGGAUGUGAGAGAGGCCGGCACUGAGUCGGAUACAGCUGAGGACUGGAUGACGGAGGAUGCAGAGGAAAAUGUGGGGAGAACACGAGCUGGGAGAACAAACAGACAGGAUGAGCACACAAGCACAGAGAACAUGGACAUGGAUGCAGGACAAAUGAGUGGAGGGGAGACAAGUGGAGCUGUAGUUGGUGACAACACCCCUCAGGGUCCCAGUUUCCCUAGGAGAAACCCACCAAGGAAUCGACGUCUCCCACAGAAACUAAGCUGUGAGGCCCAAGUCAUAAAGUCAGAGGGUGACCAGGAGAAGAUCAGAAGAGGAUGGAAGUUGUGGCAGAGGGUUAAAGCAAGACGAGCAGCAGGCCACGUGUAACACAGCAGUUGUAGUACUGAGUAUCUGAGUGGUAGUUACAUACGCAGUCAUGACACAACCCAAUCAUUUAUUCACCACACAUGUAUUACCUCUAAUGAAUUUUUCAUUGUUUGAGCGCCACACGUUAAGUGGGUGGUCUUUGUUCUGUUUAUAUUUACAUGUUUGGUUUCAUCUGAUGGCUGGGACGCCAUCAAUUAAAGAAGGGGCGGAUGUAAGGUAGUGACCUGUUUGCGCCACAGGGUGGCACUGUGGCGCUGUUGACGCAAGUUUCUGAGGUUUGCUCCGGGAGGGACGCCAUGUUUUUUUUGAGUGUAUCUGCCUGU